Molecule: messenger RNA, 5570 nt
Organism: Sorex fumeus (smoky shrew)
Lineage: Eukaryota; Metazoa; Chordata; Mammalia; Eulipotyphla; Soricidae
Gene: FGD6
Product: FYVE, RhoGEF and PH domain containing 6
Exons: 21
Coding region: 313-4590 (1425 amino acids)
Cellular component (GO): cytoplasm
Molecular function (GO): metal ion binding; guanyl-nucleotide exchange factor activity
Source: RefSeq, a predicted model, not a curated record
UGCCGAGCGCGCCGGUGAGCGAGCACCGCGCGUGCCCGCGCCUGGCCGUCAGCCUCCCGAAGCUCGGCAGGGCGGCGCUCGUGUCCCGCCGCCUGCGGCUCGCGCCCGGGAGCGCCGCCGGGUGCCCGGGAGCCCGCCGCAUCCUUUGUGCGGCGCUCAGGCUGCGCCCGCGGGUGCUGCUCGCCGGGCGGAAUGUGGGAGCUGCGGGGGCUCUUCUCUCUAGUCUGCGGACCCAUGGAUCCGACGGGGGGCACGGACUGAGCCGGGGAGGGCGAGCAGGAAAGCAGAGCUGCCCUCCCGGGGGGGAACAUCAUGACUUCGGCGGCGGACAUUAAGAAGCCACCAGUGGCCCCCAAGCCAAAGUUUGUGGUGGUAAAUAACAAACCAACACCACCUCCUAUUGCUCCUAAACCCGAUGUUGUGGUUUCUAGUGUUCCACAGUCAACAAAGAAAACCAAACCAGCAAUAGCUCCGAAACCAAAAGUUCUGAAAGGCUCACCUGUCCGAGACAUCAGGCAGUCUCCAACAAGGAAAACCACUGUGAACCUGGAAGAGCAUAAACAGGAAUUACCUGAAAGCAACAACAAGGCCAAUUGCAAAAAUGUAGGUCAUCAGAGCAAUGAUUAUAUUUCACCCAUGUGUUCCUGCAGUUCUGAGUGUAUCCAUAAACUUGGAAACAGAGAGCAUUUGUAUGUAAAGCAGCUAGUCCUAGAGCCACUGGAAAUACGUGACCAUUUAGAAAACAGUAAACCCGAUGAACCCUCUUUAGCAAUAAAAACUACAAGUAAAUGUGACUCUAAUGGUCAGAAGGUCAAGAGCCAGAGUGGAGUAGUUUUAAAGGUAGAAGAGAAACUGAAAGAUGUCUUAACCCAACCAUCAUCACCUUUGAUUUUCCCACAGAAGUGCAGAUCCACAGGCAAACCUGAACUGAAUGAUGACUGUCAUUCUGACAGACAACUCAGAGUUGAAUUUGUGGAUUUGUCACCAUCCCCAUCCAGCCUUGAAAAAGUUCCGGAUUAUCAGCUUUGCCACCUACAAGUUCCUCAUGAUGAAUUUCAAAACUUUGAAACAUGUCACAAGGGCAGUGAAAAAAGCAAUGCUUGUGUUCACCCAUCUGAACAAAAGGUUCUGGAAAACAGCAAGAGGAGCACGUUUUCAUCACCAGAUGGAGUUAGUAAGAAAUCUGAAGUCAAAGACCUUGGUCCCUUAGAACUUCACUUAGUACCUUGUACCCCUAGAUUUCCAACUCCCAAGCCUAGAAAGACUCGAGCUGCUCGUCUAGUACGCCAGAAGUACGUGGAUUCUCAAAGUGAAAGUCUGGAAGAACCAGAGCAUUUAGAUAAUAGCCCUUCUAGUCCUUCUGAAGAAAGUCUGAAAAACCACAAAAUCAGUUUUCUUCAUCAGAAUAUGUUAUGUAACCAGGAACAGGUAGACAAAGUGAAACCAGGAAGUAAAAGUGAACUAAAUUUGGAUUCCACUUGUGCCCCACAAAAUGUAGUCCAUUUACAGAAAGCCCCGUGUCAUGAAACAUCUUCCCUUGAGAAAGGGGCACCUCCUAUAAAUACAGACUCUCAUUUGAAUUCUGACAGCAAGACGGGAGAUAGUUCUAAUUUGUCACUUGAGGUGGAUGAAGGGAUCAAUUUUAAACGGUGCAGUAUUUUAUCUAUGAGCCUUCCCAAGCAGCUUAAAUUAAGUUGCAAUGAACGUUUACCUACUGCCUGUAACCCAGGAGUGUCUAGUCCUCAAAUACAAAAGGAAUCUAAAAUAAAAGAUGAAGCUUCCUCAAAAGUUGUUCCCAAAAAACCUCAAAGACACAGUUUGCCUUCUGCAGGGGUGCUUAAAAAGGCCGCAUCAGAGGAGCUUGUGGAGAAAAGUUCUUAUCCCUCAAAUGAAGAAAAAACAUCAGGGAGGAUUCUAGAAAGAAAUCACCUUCGGCAUUUGUGUGCCCAGAACCAUGGUAUGUCAUCCUCCUUUGACAUGCCUAAACGGACUUCAGAAAAGCCAGUGUGGAAAUUACCUCAUCCUAUUUUACCUUUUUUAGGGAACCCAGAAUCCUUAAAGUCUGUAGCUGUCUCCUCAGAUGGUGGACCUUCAGCUGCCCUGACCAAGCCUCGAGCAAAGUCAUUAUCUGCUGUGGAUGUAGAAAGGUGCACCAAACCAAUCAAAGACUCUCCAAAGAAAAACUCUUUGAAGAAGUUGCUCAAUAUGAAACUGUCCAUCUGUUUCAUGAAGAGCGACUUCCAGAAAUUUUGGUCCAGGGGCAGCCAACUUGGGGAUAUGACUGCAGGCAGCUUCUCAGGUGCAGAGAGAAAAGGAACAGAGAGUGAUUGGCAUAACCUGCUAGUAGGAGUGGAGAAGAGAAGCAAACCCACCAAGGCAUAUUCUGCAGAUAAUUACAGCAUGGAAUCCCAAAAGAAGAGGAAAAAGUGUCGGGUCCAGACCAGUGCAACUCAUGGACCAAGAGCAGAGUCUUUAGAUGACCAAGUGCUUUCCAGGGAAUCUUCAUCUCAGGGGUCUUGCACACCUAUUAUAAGCGGCUCUGCCCCUGAGUAUGAAAAUAUACGUCACUACGAGGAAAUACCAGAGUAUGAAAACUUGCCCUUUAUUAAAACUCUGGAAUUUGAAUGGCAGAAUUCCAGUAGCGUAGAGGAUGCUGAUGCAAAUGUGUACGAGAUAGAAGAGCCAUACGAAGCUCCAGAUGGCCUUGGACCCAAACAUCCACAUUCCAGCUGUUCUGGUGCAUCCCAGGAGAGGCAGAAUGAUAUGGACCUUGGUCUUGGUGACCUUCCUUCCGAUGAGGAGGAAGUCCUCAGCAGUUCUGAUGAAGACGAUGCCAGUUCUGGGUCCAGCAAAGGGGAGCCUGACGUGCUGGGAGAGAAACCGGGUGAAGAUACAGGAGUGAAGAGUAAAGUUCAUCAUAUUGCGAAGGAGAUCAUGAGUUCAGAAAAAGUGUUUGUGGAUGUGUUAAAACUUCUGCAUAUUGAUUUCCGGGAUGCAGUGGCCCAUGCUUCCAGACAACUUGGCAAACCCGUAAUUGAGGACCGGGUUCUAAAUCAGAUCCUAUACUACUUGCCACAACUCUAUGAGCUCAACAGGGAUCUCCUGAAGGAACUGGAGGAAAGAAUGUCCCACUGGACCGAACAACAAAGAAUUGCUGACAUCUUUGUGAAGAAGGGACCAUAUCUCAAAAUGUAUUCUACAUACAUCAAAGAAUUCGAUAAGAAUAUAGCUCUGCUGGAUGAACAGUGCAAGAAAAACCCAGGCUUUGCUGCUGUCGUUAGAGAAUUUGAGAUGAGCCCCCGCUGUGCUAAUCUGGCCCUCAAGCACUACCUGCUCAAACCCGUCCAGAGGAUCCCCCAGUACAGACUGCUGCUGACAGAUUAUUUGAAAAAUCUGUUAGAAGACUCUGGAGAUUACAGGGACACUCAAGGGGCUCUUGCUGUUGUUAUAGAAGUAGCCAACCACGCCAAUGACACCAUGAAGCAAGGGGACAACUUUCAGAAACUUAUGCAAAUUCAGUACAGUUUGAAUGGACACCAUGAAAUAGUACAGCCAGGACGGAUUUUUCUCAAAGAAGGAACUCUGAUGAAGCUCUCUCGGAAAGACAUGCAGCCUCGAAUGUUUUUCUUGUUCAACGAUGCUCUGUUGUAUACAACACCAGUACAGUCGGGGAUGUAUAAACUCAACAACAUGCUCUCAUUGGCAGGAAUGAAGGUCAGAAAACCCACUCAAGAAGCAUAUCAGAAUGAACUCAAGAUCGAAAGUGUGGAGCGUUCCUUUAUCCUAUCUGCCAGUUCUGCCUCGGAAAGAGAUGAAUGGCUCGAAGCAAUUUCCAGGUCAAUAGAAGAAUAUGCCAAGAAAAAAACCACCUUCUGUCCCACUCGGAGUCUUGAUGAGGCUGACGCAGAAAAUAAAGAGGAAGUUAGUCCUCUUGGAUCAAAGGCUCCCAUCUGGAUUCCUGAUACCCGAGUGACAAUGUGUAUGAUCUGCACAAGUGAAUUUACGCUGACCUGGAGAAGGCAUCACUGCCGGGCCUGCGGAAAGAUUGUAUGCCAAGCUUGUUCAUCAAAUAAGUGUGGCUUAGAUUACCUGAAAAAUCAACCAGCAAGAGUAUGUGAACAUUGUUUCCAGGAACUACAAAAACUAGAUCACCAGCACUCUCCUAAGAUCGGAUCUCCUGGAAAUCACAAAUCACCUUCCAGUGCCUUAUCAUCAGUCUUACACAGCAUUCCAUCAGGGAGGAAACAGAAAAAAAUCCCCGCUGCUCUCAAAGAAGUAUCAGCAAAUACAGAAGAUUCUUCUAUGAGUGGUUACCUGUACAGAGCAAAGGGCAAUAAAAAACCAUGGAAACAUUUGUGGUUUGUCAUAAAAAAUAAAGUACUGUAUACAUAUGCUGCCAGUGAGGAUGUGGCAGCUUUGGAGAGUCAGCCUUUGUUAGGAUUCACUGUCACUCAGGUUAAAGAUGAGAAUUCGGAGCCUAGAGUAUUCCAGUUACUGCAUAAAAACAUGCUAUUUUAUGUAUUCAAAGCAGAUGAUGCUCACUCGGCUCAAAAGUGGAUAGAAGCAUUUCAAGAAGGCACAGUAUUGUAGCAGUAUUGGUUUCAUCACUUCUAUGACUUUAAAAAGGUGAAUUUCAUCAGAACAGCAUAAAUGCAGUACAGAAAUUUUACAGAAAAUGAACACUGCCAAGAUAAAUUCAUCAGAAAUCUUCACCAAUUUUAAGAAAUUAUUUUGUUAGGUAUAAGGUAAUUUUUUAAUGUUUGUUUUUUCAUGUAUGUUAUUUAUUAAAAUUUGUUUACUUAAUGGUCAGAAUUAUUUCCCAGACUCACACUGAAUUCUAAAGCUGCCUCUCUUUAGAGAUCAGACUGUAUUAACUGCCUUGACACCGGCUACACUGUUUUCCCAAUGUGUUUUACAGUCUUAUACUAUAACAUUCUCACUAGAAAUACACCUUUGUAAAUUAAAAAAAAAAAAAUCAAAGAACAUUCCCAUGCAGUGUUUUCAUGCAGUUCUUGGUUUAGAAAUUAUUAUUGUAAAACUGCUGAUGAAAAAAAUGCAUGUUUUGAAUCAAUAAACUUAGAUGACUUUUUCUUUAAAUGGAAGAACACUUGGCCAAUUUCUACCUCAGUAACUGUGAAAUGAAAUUCUGGUAAACUUUCUAAACCUUUUCUACUGUUAUUUAUCUCUUUUGCCAUGAAAUCCUGUUAGAUUCAUUAGGAAAUUACAAUAAUGGGAUAAAAUCUGAAUUUUGAUUUAAGUGAUUUCAGAGUAGGAGAGAGGAUGUUUUCAUUUGCAGAGCAAUACGAAUAAUCAAUGUUAUGACCUUUGCAUUAUCUUUUUUCUUAAAAUUACCAUUUCAACACAGUAUAUUUUCUUAGAAGCAAAACACGGAAAGCAUUAUUACAUUACAUAAUACUCUUAAGGGUUCUGAGCCCAAGUUAGAUUGGUACUUGUCUCUAAAAAUGUUACAUUUUUCUAUUAUACUGUGCUUUAAAAAAUAAACUGGAGGGGCUGGAAAGAUAGUACUGAAAGCAAGACAUUGCCUUGUAUAUGACUGAGAUCCUGGUUUG